AUGAACUUAGCGGUAAAACUCACCAACAAUGCUAUUCGGUCAAUAUCAUUUGCAAAUGAUAAAGUCAAGGGUAAGAAAAGAAUGGAGGAGUCUGUGAGAAAGAACUACAGCGAGAGGGGCGGUAAGGGCCAAAAAGUGAUAAGAAACUUUGGGGCUCAGACACAGACAGCAGAAAAGGACAAGGGAACUUACCCUAGGUGUGACAAGUGCAAUAAUUACCAUGGCGGGAGAUGCAUCAUAUGUCUCAGAUGCAACAAAGGAGGUCAUUUCGCUAAAGAUUGCAGGAGCGGAAGGAGACGAACAUGCCCUGAGUGGGGAAGCCCAGAUCACUUUAGGAAUACAUGCCCGAGACUGAACGGAUGGCUAGUUACUAACUUAGCACGACCAUUCAACCAAGAAAAUCAAGGAGGCCAAGCACGAGGUCGAACGUUUGAGAUUGGGGUAGAAGAAGCCAGGCAAGACUCGAACGUGGUCACAGGUACAAUCCUUCUAAACAAUCAUUACGUAUCUAUAUUAUUUGAUUCUAUAGCAGAUAGGAGCUUCGUGUCACUAGAAUUUAGACCAAAGAUUUGUUUAAAGUCGCAAAAGCUGAAAGAAGAUUUCGUUAUCGAGUUUGCUAAUGGACAAGAAGUUAGGACAAAAGACGUAAUCACGAAUUGUACCUUACGUUUAGCUGAACAAGACUUUAGCAUAGACCUUAUUCCGAUCAGAUUAGGAAGCUUUGAUGUAGUUGUGGGGUAUGGAUUGGCUAUCCAAAAAUCGAGCCGAGAUAUGUUGUUCUGA
Messenger RNA from Cynara cardunculus var. scolymus (artichoke), 783 nucleotides. RefSeq lists its product as uncharacterized. Gene Ontology annotation, molecular function: zinc ion binding; nucleic acid binding. The transcript has a single exon. NCBI's taxonomy places the organism in Eukaryota, Viridiplantae, Streptophyta, Magnoliopsida, Asterales, Asteraceae. The coding region runs from base 1 to 783 and encodes 260 amino acids. The record is from RefSeq and is a predicted model, not a curated record.